GAGAGGUCCAUAGAGCUGUCUUUCAUAGAGUAAUUGCAUGAAGGAAAAAAGAUCGUCGCGUAGAGAUUAUUUCUAACAAGCACGACUAACCUAGGAGGUAUUACCUGACCUAACCUAACCUAAAGUCACGAUGGCUUCCCGCUCGGGGUCCCAGCGACCAAAGGUCAAGCCGACGGCGGACGAGAACCACCGGGUGAUCCAGAGCGUGCGGCGGGAGCGCCACAGGCACAACGCGGAGAUGCGCCGCGUCAGGGCCAAGGUCAGCUCACUGGAGGCGGAGCAGGACAACCUGUGGGUCGAGAACAAGCAGCUCCAGGAGGUCCUGGAUCACUUGCCCGACCAGACCUCGAUGGACGAGUACGUCGCGCGCAUCGACGCCUUGCAGGACGAGAACGAUCUCCUCCAGGAGGAGAUCUGGAAGCUCAAGGGCUUGUCGACCGACCAGGUAAAGGAGCUGCGGGGAGAGGAUCUCCCGACGCACCCCCGCAACAGUAUCACUCCGGAGGAAAUCGCCGUGGAAUAUAGAAACUUCAUCGACCAGAUCAUGAACCUCAUAUACUCGUGGGUCAAGCCGCUGCUCGAAAACGAGCGCUGGGCGCAGAAGGUAGUCGAGACGGCGCAGAAGGACGGGAGCAGCGCGGCGCUGGUGCGGUGGCUGGACGCGUACCCGGACAUCGCGCGGCUGUCGUCCUUCCACGUGUCGACCGAGUACGUGCUGCUGGCGAGCAUUAUCCGGUGGGUCGACCAGCACGUCUUCCGCGCCGAGCUGCCGGGGGUCGCGCCCGAGCUGCUCGCGCUGCUCGCCCGCGUCGAGGACUCCCUGGACAACCACGUCACCCCGCGCCAGCGCGCCCUCGAGCUCCGCCGCUGGCGCCAGACCACCUACUUCGCCCUCGUCCACCACCCCGAGUACAAGGGCGCCCGGUUCGCGCGCGAGGCGGCCCUCGGCGAGGCGCUGCGCGGCAUCCUCGCGUUCCUGCCCGCCGUGCGCGACGGCGGCGCCGAGGUCCUGCAGCAGCUGCGGGACAUCGUCGUGUUCCCGGCGCUGGAGCUCAACGAGCUGUUCGUGACGUCGACGGACCACUUCCAGCUGCAGAUAUGGGACUUCCUUUCGCGCAAUAAUGGCAGCAGCAGCGGUGGUGGUGGUGGUGGCGGCUCGGGAGGAGAGGAGACGGCGACGACGGUCGAGCAGCUGUGGGAGUACCGGGACUGGAUCGAGCUGGAGGACGCGCUGGACAACAACUCGACGAAGGUGACGAUCGCGGACAAGAGCGUAGAGGAGGCGGCGCGGCGGCUGGACCCGGUGUGCACGGUGGUGCCGGCCGUCGUGCUGACGAGCGCGGACGACUUCGACGACGUGACGCUGUGCUGCCGGGCGUACAUCAUCGCGGCGUGGGGGCUGCCGCAGGCCAGGGAGAGGAAGUGGAACGAGCAGGUGCCUGGGUUCUUGAAUGGAUUCUUGGCCUCUUGAUGAAUGUUUUUAUCAUCAUCAUCAUUAUUAUUAUUAUUAUUUUUUAAAAAAGACUUAAAAAUUGAAGAAGGUAGAUCAGUGUAGAGUUAUGAUUAAGAGAAGAGAAGAGAAGAGAAGGGGACGGAUGAUGAUACGAUUCUUUGAUGAUCAGAGAAAGAAGUAUAUAUAUCUACCCAAGGUAGGUACCUACCUACCUACCUCCAUCUACCUAGCAUUAGUUUCGGAAGACUCUGUGGCAGUUAACGCGUCUGGGAGCGUAUCCAGCACUUCGAGGAAGUCUUGGAACUGGAAACCACUUCGCGAUCUCUUUUCGUGUCAUUCGCAUUUAAUGGGUUAAGGGUAAAAUCAUUAUUUUAGCGAGUUUAACGUAAUAAUACUACUAC
This is a messenger RNA of Daldinia caldariorum, 1854 nucleotides long. RefSeq lists its product as uncharacterized. NCBI's taxonomy places the organism in Eukaryota, Fungi, Ascomycota, Sordariomycetes, Xylariales, Hypoxylaceae. The transcript has 2 exons. The record is from RefSeq and is a predicted model, not a curated record. Bases 131 to 1471 code for a protein of 446 amino acids.